Molecule: messenger RNA, 1731 nt
Organism: Prionailurus viverrinus (fishing cat)
Lineage: Eukaryota; Metazoa; Chordata; Mammalia; Carnivora; Felidae
Gene: PEX13
Product: peroxisomal biogenesis factor 13
Exons: 4
Coding region: 45-1256 (403 amino acids)
Biological process (GO): protein import into peroxisome matrix, docking
Cellular component (GO): peroxisomal importomer complex; peroxisome; peroxisomal membrane
Molecular function (GO): protein binding
Source: RefSeq, a predicted model, not a curated record
UGGAGCGUCCCAGCGCGGACCAGGAGUGAGCGGAGGCGGAGGAGAUGGCUUCCCAGCCGCCGCCUCCCCCGAAACCCUGGGAGACCCGCCGAAUUCCGGGGGCCGGGCCAGGACCAGGACCCGGCCCCACUUUCCAAUCUGCUGAUUUGGGUCCUAGUUUAUUGACAAGACCUGGACAACCAACACUUACCAGAGUGCCCCCACCUAUUCUUCCAAGGCCAUCACAGCAGACAGGAAGCAGCAAUGUGAAUACUUUCAGACCUGCUUACAGUUCAUUUUCUUCAGGAUAUGGUGCCUAUGGAAAUUCGUUUUAUGGAAGCUAUAGCCCUUAUAGUUAUGGAUAUAAUGGGUUGGGCUAUAACCGCCUCCGUGUAGAUGAUCUGCCACCCAGUAGAUUUGUUCAGCAAGCUGAAGAAAGCAGCAGAGGUGCAUUUCAGUCCAUUGAAAGUAUUGUGCAUGCAUUUGCCUCUGUCAGUAUGAUGAUGGAUGCUACCUUUUCAGCUGUCUAUAACAGUUUCAGGGCUGUAUUGGAUGUAGCAAAUCACUUUUCCCGAUUAAAAAUACAUUUCACAAAGGUUUUUUCAGCUUUUGCAUUAGUUAGGACUAUAAGGUAUCUCUACAGACGGUUACAGUGGAUGAUAGGUUUAAGAAGAGGCUCUGAGAAUGAGGACCUGUGGGCAGAAAGUGAAGGAACUGUGGCUUGCCUUGGUGCCGAGGACAAAGCAGCUAAUUCAGCCAAAUCUUGGCCAAUAUUCUUGUUCUUUGCUGUUAUCCUUGGUGGUCCUUACCUCAUCUGGAAACUUCUGUCUACCCAUAAUGAUGAAGUCACAGACAACACCAACUGGGCAAGUGGUGAGGAUGACCAUGUAGUUGCUAGAGCAGAAUAUGAUUUUGCUGCUGUGUCCGAAGAAGAAAUUUCUUUCCGUGCUGGUGAUAUGCUAAACUUAGCUCUCAAAGAACAGCAACCCAAAGUGCGUGGUUGGCUUCUGGCUAGUCUUGAUGGUCAAACAACAGGACUUAUACCUGCUAAUUAUGUCAAAAUUCUUGGUAAAAGAAGAGGUAGAAAAGCAAUGGAAUCCAGUAAAAUUUCCAAGCAGCAACAAUCUUUUACCAACACAACACUAAUUAAAGGAGCCACGGCUGCUGAUUCUUUGGAUGAACAGGAAGCUGCCUUUGAAUCUGUUUUUGUUGAGACUAAUAAGGUUCCAGUUGCACCUGAUUCCACUGGGAAAGGUGGAGAUAAACAAGAUCUUUGAUAUCUUUCAUGUUUGCCUGCAAUUGAACUAUACUUUUUAAAAAUUCCUUCUUACAAAGAAAUUAAUCUACAAUCCAAUGAACACAUUUGUUAAUGGCUAUUCCAGGUGUUUUGCUGCUAGAAAUUAUUAAAGUUGUACACUAGUAUGUUGGUCUAGUGACCUGGUUACAUUUUAUGAGUUCUUAGACCAUGAGGGUAUUUGUUUCACCUAGCUUUUAAGAUUAUGGAGACUGCUGUCAUUUUCAUCUUAUAUAAAAUCCUGUGUUUAUUGAAAGAAUAAGUUUAAUGAACUAUAGAAUACACUGUUUGCUACAGUAGGGGUCAUUAAUGCUUUUUAAAGUUAGAGAUUUGGAAUUGAUUUGGAAUCCUCAGAUAACGGGUGAUAACACACAAAUAUGAGAACAGGCAAAAGGCUAAUUUUUUUUUUAACAACUUUAAUUAAACUGAAUAAUAAAAAUUUUCUGAUCUGUGUUAUA